This is a messenger RNA of Archocentrus centrarchus (flier cichlid), 702 nucleotides long. It is a transcript of the gene c1h19orf53, whose product is annotated as chromosome 1 C19orf53 homolog. The transcript has 3 exons. NCBI's taxonomy places the organism in Eukaryota, Metazoa, Chordata, Actinopteri, Cichliformes, Cichlidae. The record is from RefSeq and is a predicted model, not a curated record. Bases 37 to 330 code for a protein of 97 amino acids.
UCAUGCGAAGAAGUGGAAGAAGAAGAAGAAGCAAAAAUGGCUCAGGGUACGCAGAAGUUUAAAGCUCAGCGUCCGGGAUCCUCCAAAAAACCCCAGCAGAACAAACAGAAAGGACCGAAGAAAGGCGGGAGGAUCAUCGCGCCAAAGAAGGCUCAAGUGGUUCAGCAGCAGAAGCUGAAGAAGGGUCUUGAGGUCGCCAUCAGGAACAAGAUUGAGCAGGAGGUGACCCAGAAGGCCAGCUCCUCCCUCCACAAGCCGCUGAGUGUGGUUAAAGGUCCUGAGAGUAAAGGAAACUCCGGAGCAGCCCGUCCUGGAACCAGCUCCAAAUAAGACCAGCUCCCUACACACCGAAGUCUUGUGGUUUUAUAUUACAAAUGGACUCAAAUCAAGUUUUAAUGAGUUACAGUUAAUAUAAAAUGUCAUUUUUGACUCCUAGUUGACUUCAGUAUUUUUUUUUAGAAGUUAAUCAAAAGCAUAUUUGGUGAUUAUGCUCACUGGACCAUGGAGGUUACAUCACAGGAUUAUAUCAUUUCCUACAAAGAUAGAAUCAGAAUAGACAAAGGAAACCACGUUUUGAUAUUGUUUCAGAUCAUUGUAUAGCUGUCACUGUACAGAAAAUAGAUGUAUAAAUGGGCUUGAUUUGUUUAAAGUUCUGUAAGUCUUUUGUCAGGUUGCUUCAUAAAACUAAAGAUGAUCAGUUCA